Messenger RNA from Pyricularia grisea, 1629 nucleotides. RefSeq lists its product as uncharacterized. Gene Ontology annotation, biological process: proteolysis. The record is from RefSeq and is a predicted model, not a curated record. Gene Ontology annotation, molecular function: serine-type exopeptidase activity; dipeptidyl-peptidase activity. Lineage: Eukaryota; Fungi; Ascomycota; Sordariomycetes; Magnaporthales; Pyriculariaceae. The transcript is spliced from 3 exons. The coding region runs from base 1 to 1629 and encodes 542 amino acids.
AUGCUGCUCCUUUAUUCUUUCCUUCUCCUGGCUCUGUCAGGGGCUCCGGCCACCGCAGCACGCCUCGGCAACAUUGUGGAGCCACCUUUGCCCCCGCCGCUUGCGAUCGAGGAUAUCGAGGGUUUCGUCCCUAUCCAACUUACCAAGCGUAAGAUCAGCACCGGGUUCUUCGACCAGUACAUUGACCACAGCAACCCUUCAUUGGGCACGUUCCGGCAGAAGUUUUGGUGGAAUGAUCAGUUCUACAAGGGUCCAGGCUCUCCUGUGAUCCUCUUUAACCCAGGAGAGUCAAGGGCCGAUCAUUAUACUGGCUACCUGACGAACCAAACGAUUCCCGGAAUGUAUGCGCAGGCUGUCGGUGGCGCCGUCGUCAUGCUCGAGCACCGCUACUGGGGAGAAUCGUCACCUUUUGCAAACCUCAGCACCAAGAACAUGCAAUAUCUGACCCUCAACAACUCCAUCUCCGACACCACCCGCUUCGCCCGCCAGGUGACGCUGCCUUUUGACGGUAGCGGGGCAACCAACGCCCCCAAGGCGCCGUGGGUCUUUGUUGGCGGGUCCUAUCCUGGUGCACUUGCUGGAUGGGUAGAUAGCGUCGCUCCUGGGACCUUUUGGGCCUACCAUGCAUCAAGCGCCGUGGUCGAGGCUAUUGAUGAUUACUGGCGGUACUUUACUGAAAUCAUUGAAGGCAUGCCCAAGAACUGCAGCUCUGACGUCUCGCUGGUCGUUGAGCACAUCGACAAAGUACUCAAGACUGGAUCAGACAGCGACAAGUCUGCCCUGCAGACAGCUUUUGGUCUUGGGUUCCUCAAGCAAGAUGACUUUGCUAGUACACUGAUGAACGGCCCAUACCUGUGGCAGAGUGUUGAUUUCACCACCGGCUACUCGGACUUUUAUAAGUUCUGUGACUAUGUUGAGAAUGUACCACCGAACGCAACGACAAGAGUACCUCCAGGACCCGAUGGAGUUGGAGUUGAGAAGGCUUUGACUGGUUACCAAAAUUGGGUUAAAAAGGAAUACCUCCCAACCGCCUGCGACAGCGUGGGAUUCCCCAAGGGUGACCUGGGAUGCCUGGACACGUAUAACGUCUCAAACCCCAUCUUGCACAAUUAUACCGUGUUAAACGGGGCGAACCGGCAGUGGUUUUGGCUUACCUGCAACGAACCUCUCAAGUUUUGGCAAAUCGGUUCUCCCGAGGGUGAAAAGACGAUUGUUUCGCGUCUCGUAAACAGUCAGUACUUUGAGCGGCAGUGCAAAUUGUGGUUCCCCGACGAGCCGCGUGAAGAUGGUGGCGUGUACACAUACGGGAUCGCCCUCGGCAAGGACGUCGCCGAUGUCAACAAAUACACUGGUGGAUGGAAUCACACCAACACGACUCGACUUCUUUGGGUCAACGGUCAGUAUGAUCCAUGGCUACAUGCUACGGUGUCGGCACCCUCCCGCCCCGGAGGUCCUCUUCAGUCGACUGAGAAGGCGCCUGUUCUGGUCGUCCCCGGUGGAGUACACUGCAGCGACUUGAUAAUACGCAACGGGGAUGUCAACGAAGGUGUGCGGCAGGUCCAGAGUCAGGCACGCGAUAUUAUGAAGAAAUGGGUGUCUGAGUUUCCCAAGGGUGGAAAUAGUGCCUGA